UUGUGACAAAACACAACAUUUGAGCCUGUAUAUAUAAAAUAUAUUAAUUCCCGGUGUUUUUCUCGUAUACAACAGGAUGAAGCCUACCACAAGAGAGCGAUUCCUUAAUCGGGUUCCGAUUAGCAAGGAGAGACUUGCAAAACAUGACAGAGGCAUGGGAAUUGACUUGAGAUCUAAAUCCUCUAGGAUAAAAAAUCAGACAGUGAAACGAAAGUUAAGGAAAAAGGAGACGACUUUUCAUAAUGUAGUAAAGGACACUGCCCGUGCUGAAUUACUUUUGACAGAGGAUUAUGGUUGCUUGGAACCUGAUGCUGGAGAGACGACAGUACAAUAUAAGCAGAGUCAAAUAGCAAGCAACGUAGAUAUAACCAGCAUGGCUAAACGUUUUACGUUAAACUUAGACUUCGGCCCUUAUUGUAUAAGAUACACGAAAAAUGGACGACAUUUGGUACUGGGUGGAAAGAGGGGUCACGUAGCAGCUUUAGAUUGGGUGACGAAGAAACUGUCUUGUGAGAUGAACGUGAUGGAAUCAGUUCACGACGUGUGUUGGUUGCACGUAGAAACGAUGUUUGCGGUUGCGCAAAAGGAAUGGGUAUACAUAUACGACAAUCAAGGAAUUGAACUGCAUUGCAUAAAAGCAAUGAGUAGAGUAAACGAAAUGGAAUUUUUGCCGUACCAUUUUCUACUAGCCAGUGCAUCCAGAACUGGUUAUCUAGUUUGGCUGGAUGUUUCCAUAGGCAAAAUUGUAAAUUCCUUUUUUACUAAAGGAGGAAAAAUAGGAGUAAUGACGCAAAAUCCAACUAAUGCAUUACUAUGUGUUGGCGACACAAAAGGUGUUGUAUCUAUGUGGUCUCCGAACAGUAAAGACCCUUUAGUAAAAAUGUUGUGCCACCGUCAAGCAGUAUCUGCUUGCGCAGUUCAUCCAUAUGGAAAUUACAUGGCCACUGCCUGUCCAGACAAAUCUGUAAAGGUAUGGGAUAUCCGGCAGUUGGCCGGUCCCCUGCAGGAUUAUCGCGUACGCGCUCCCGUUCAACAUUUAUCUUACAGCCAGAGUGGACAAUUAGCGAUGUCAAUGGGAAACGUCGUUGAAGUCUUUCGAUCGUCAGCCACCGAUGUGAAACCAUACUUGCGUCACAGAGCUGAUUGGACAGUGACGAAUAUGCAUUUCUGUCCGUAUGAAGAUGUGUUAGGUAUCGGUACAUUAAGAGGAGUCUCUUCGCUUUUGGUACCCGGAAGCGGUGAAGCGAACUACGACGCUCUGGAAAGUAAUCCGUUCCAGACCAAAACCCAACGACGUGAAGCCGAAGUAAAGGCUCUGUUGGAUAAGAUUCAACCGGAAUUGAUAUGUUUGGACCCGGUUGCUAUCACGCAAGUAGACGUGCCUACGUUGAAAGAUAAAAUCGAGGCUAAGAAGAAGAUCUUAUAUCUAAAGCCACAAGACAUUGAUUUCACACCGCGUAAAACGAAAUCUAAAGGAAAGGGAGGAACAGCUAAAGUGCUCAAGACUAAGAAGAUCCUGAAGGAUUUAAGUCGAAAGGAAACUAUCAAUUUACUUCGGCGAGAAGAUAUCCGAUCAGAUGCGAAGAAAACACAGCAACCUCAAAAGGAUUAUGGAGUAUUAAAUAGGUUUGUAUCAAAACCUGGUCAAAGUAGAUAGUGAAUCGUCUAGUGUACUGGAUCCAAUAAAAUUGCUCCUAAUUAACUGUAAAAUGUACCUCAAUAAAGUUUUGUUUAGAAAA
Molecule: messenger RNA, 1739 nt
Organism: Ceratina calcarata
Lineage: Eukaryota; Metazoa; Arthropoda; Insecta; Hymenoptera; Apidae
Product: WD repeat-containing protein 46
Exons: 6
Coding region: 77-1657 (526 amino acids)
Biological process (GO): maturation of SSU-rRNA from tricistronic rRNA transcript (SSU-rRNA, 5.8S rRNA, LSU-rRNA)
Cellular component (GO): small-subunit processome; 90S preribosome; nucleolus
Molecular function (GO): protein binding
Source: RefSeq, a predicted model, not a curated record